This is a messenger RNA of Phyllostomus hastatus (greater spear-nosed bat), 315 nucleotides long. It is a transcript of the gene SMIM35, whose product is annotated as small integral membrane protein 35. Lineage: Eukaryota; Metazoa; Chordata; Mammalia; Chiroptera; Phyllostomidae. Bases 1 to 315 code for a protein of 104 amino acids. The record is from RefSeq and is a predicted model, not a curated record. The transcript is spliced from 4 exons.
AUGGUGGACCUGGGAUUUGGACACAAGCCUGCUGUGCCAAAGCUGGGUGAAAUAUGCUGUGUCUCUGCAGGUGAGGAUUCCAUCAGCACCCUGGGUCUGAUCCUUGGCAUGGGGUUAUCACUGCUGCUUGUGUUUGUCCUGGGCUACAGCCUGGCCAAAUGGUACCAGCAUGGGUACUGCUGGGAUGGACCUAAUUUUGUCUUCAACUUGUAUCAAAUUCGGAACUCAAAGGAGCUGGAGAUGGGUCUACCCUUUACCAUCAGUGGCCACAUCAGCAGUCCAGGCUACCUGAGAUUCUCCAAUAGGUUAGUCUGA